This is a messenger RNA of Ipomoea triloba (trilobed morning glory), 1816 nucleotides long. RefSeq lists its product as uncharacterized. The transcript is spliced from 6 exons. Gene Ontology annotation, molecular function: lipid binding. Lineage: Eukaryota; Viridiplantae; Streptophyta; Magnoliopsida; Solanales; Convolvulaceae. Bases 272 to 1561 code for a protein of 429 amino acids. The record is from RefSeq and is a predicted model, not a curated record.
GAUUUUUCACACGUUUGCAGUGUCUUCAAAAUGCAAGAAUACCCAACAUUCCCAGAAACCCAUUUUCCCCUUGCGUGUCCCUUUCUUUCUUAUUAUCACAAAACAUCGAGGUAGCCUUUGUCUCUUUGUCUUUAUCUUCUUUAUUGUACUCUUCUUGCCACUCCCCCAAGUAUCUGCUAAUAUUAGCGGAGAUUUCUUUGUUUGUUUCUUUCUUUCUUUCUGUUAAGAGUUAAUUUCCCUUUGUGAGUUUUUAUAUCGGACUAUAAUAAUUAUGGUGUUGGUAGAAGCGUUUUGGGAGAUUUUGGAAAGACCCACGAUAGAUGUAGAGAUGAUGAUGUUUUUAGGACCUGUAUGGGUUGCUUUCUUUCUGGGUAUUAUUAUAGGAUGGACGUGGAAACCCAAAUGGGCGAGCUUGGGCAAUUGUAAGUUCGACUUUUCAGCUCCUUCUUCGCCGAUGGCUUUUGUUCCUUCCCCACCAAAGGCUUUGGACUCAACCAAAGGUUUCGUUUCUUCCAAUGCCCAGACCCCGAGUUUCAGCCCUGCUUUGUAUGCAAGCUGGGAUGAGGAUCAUAUUGGUUGUGACACUAGCAGCCAAUCGCAAGAUGAAAGAGCGAAUAUUAAUGUUAUUACGGAUGAGGAUUUAGAACAUUUUUGCCAUCUUGUGGAGAGAAGAGAUGGAGGGCCAUGUUGGAAGCAUAUGAUGGAUCGUUCUAUCCCCGGUUUGAGUUAUCAGGCAUGGCAGAGGGAUCCAAAGACUGGUCCUCCUCAGUAUUGUAGCAGAACGGUUUAUGAAGACGCCACGCCAGAGUUGUUGAGGGACUUCUUCUGGGACGAUGAGUUUCGCCUGAAAUGGGAUGAUAUGAUGGUGCAUGCAUCGAUUCUAGACGAGUGCCCCGCCACAGGAGCAAUGGUGUUGCAUUGGGUAAGAAAGUUCCCAUUUUUCUGCAGUGACAGAGAAUACAUUAUCGGGCGCCGAAUGUGGGAAUCAGAAAGAUCAUAUUAUUGCAUUACAAAGGGUGUUCAAUGCUCUUCUGUCCCAAGGCGAGAUAGACCAAGGCGUGUUGAUUUGUACUAUUCGAGUUGGUUCAUUCAAGCAGUGGAAUCAAGUAGAGGAAAUGGAGAAUUGACAGCUUGUCAGGUGAUUCUUUUUCACCAUGAAGACAUGGGUAUCCCUUGGGAACUCAUAAAAUUCGGGGCGAGGCAAGGCAUGUGGGGAGCAGUGAAGAAGAUUGAGUGUGGCUUAAGGGCAUACCAGCAAGCCAGAGCUUCUGGGGAACCAAUCUCCCAUUGUGCAUCCAUGGCUCAAACCAUCACGAAAAUCAACCCCCUCCAUCUCAACUCAUUGGAGCAGGGCGACGAUGAACAUUCAUCAUCAUCCAACACUGAAUUCCUGGAUUCACCACCCGAAAAACCCAGCCCUGUAAACAUCCCAAAGAUCCUUCUUGUUUCCGGGGCUGUAGCCGUUGCUUGCACUCUUGAUGGAGGGCUAUUGCUAUUACCCAAAGCACUCUUAUUCGACAUUGCCAGAAAACUUGCAAAUCUUGGACGGAGAAACCGCUGAGGAACAUGAUCAUUAUCAUUCUUUUGUACAGUACGAGGUAGUUAGUUGUGUUGAGCAAUUAGAGUCCUCCUUGUUCAGCUCUUCCGCACCACAUAAAAACUUGUGACAAAACAACAGUUUUACCAGAGAAAAUCCCGCGAGAUGUUGUAAAGUUGCAUACUUCGCCCGUUUGUGAUUAGUGUACUAGAGUUUGAAAACACCAUGACCAAUCACACAGUUGUAAAAUCUUUUCACCAAACAAAUUCUCUUUAUACC